Molecule: messenger RNA, 698 nt
Organism: Nycticebus coucang (slow loris)
Lineage: Eukaryota; Metazoa; Chordata; Mammalia; Primates; Lorisidae
Gene: CTXN2
Product: cortexin 2
Exons: 3
Coding region: 345-590 (81 amino acids)
Source: RefSeq, a predicted model, not a curated record
CAACAACGCAGAUUGAGAAUAACGGUCUAGGUUUCUCUAGUAAGACAUUUUGAGGAUUUUCAGACCAGGUUCCCAGUGCUUUGGAAGGAAUGAGUGUCAGAGUCCUUGAGGAGCCAUCCAAAGACUCUCUUAAGAGAGAAAUUCUCUAAGGUUGAAAGCUGAGGGUUUUGAGGUAGAUUCCGACAGAUCUCAAGGUUCUGGAUCUCUGGGAAGCCCUGAAACCAUGCACUUGUCUGCGAGGAAGACAUCUGGUAAACAAGAUAUUAAGACGAUGUUUUCCUCCUGAGGCCCAGAGGUGAUUCCAGCAGGACUUGUGAGGAUCCAUGAGGAUGCCCCAGUGAACGAUGAGUAGUAUCUUCUGUGGCAACUCUUCCGCUAAGAUGAGCGUCAACGAAGUAUCGGCUUUCUCAUUGACGCUGGAGCAGAAGACUGGCUUUGCUUUUGUCGGGAUUUUGUGUAUCUUCUUGGGACUUCUUAUUAUCAGAUGCUUCAAAAUCCUAUUAGACCCGUAUAGUAGCAUGCCUUCUUCUACCUGGGAGGAUGAAGUUGAAGAGUUCGAUAAAGGGACAUUUGAAUAUGCACUCGCGUGAGAGUUUCAGCGUGAUGCAUUACAGUUACGCCUUGGGGACAUGUGGUGGAUACACGUAUAACUACCUUGAGUGUGCGGGAGAGCAGGUCAUUUAGUUCAACAAAGUCAA